Molecule: messenger RNA, 4344 nt
Organism: Octopus bimaculoides (California two-spot octopus)
Lineage: Eukaryota; Metazoa; Mollusca; Cephalopoda; Octopoda; Octopodidae
Product: rho guanine nucleotide exchange factor 11
Biological process (GO): intracellular signal transduction; G protein-coupled receptor signaling pathway
Cellular component (GO): cytoplasm
Molecular function (GO): guanyl-nucleotide exchange factor activity; G protein-coupled receptor binding
Source: RefSeq, a predicted model, not a curated record
AAAUAGUUCACACUGUAUACUUAACAUUUAAGAUAUCAUUUCGUUCAUUGUUUUCAGUGUUGCGAAUUAUGAAGAAUAUUUGCUUUCGUAUUAGUUUUUUUUAAAUUCUGAAAACUAAAGCAUCUUAGUAAUCAUGGAAUUUCUAACUGACACAGAGGCCUGAUAUAAAGUGCUGAAUUCCCAGAAAUGUAUUCCGGCUCCUGUCUAGCAGAUCGUGUCUGUCAUUACUGAAAUAUCAGACUUGUGUAAAUAUAUCAACAAAUGUGCCUUCCAUGAGGAUUUGUUAUUUAGGGAAAAAACUCCAAACUACUAAAUAUAACCGUCUAUGAUAAAGCCGAACAAGGAUUUAGUGGAAUCUAACAGCUUUCUACCAGUCUCCGAAGGAAGCGGUUGUAUAACUUGUUGUCUUACUCAUCAUAAGUUAAUUCUCUCAACCUUCCUCUGUCAUUUUAACUUCACAUUACCAACAAAUGGAAAUACGAGUGUAUCGACGGCGCCACUUUUCUCACAUCUGAAGAUACUGGACAACACGAAAAGAUGUCCUUGCCCGAGAGCAAGCGUACCAGUGUCGGCCGAAAGUCCAGUUUCAGGGGCCUAAGGUUGGGAAGCCUUCGUACAGUCAAGGAUGAUCAACCAGUUGCCAGAAAAGAGGCCAAACCUCCCAUACCUGUUGAUUCAGAUUCAGCAGGUCAGCUCCAGCGUUGUGUGAUAAUCCAGAAGGAUGAGAAGGGUUAUGGGCUUACUGUCAGUGGAGAUAAUCCAGUUUUUGUUCAGUCUGUCAAACCAGAUGGAGCAGCCUCAAAAGCUGGGGUGCAACAAGGGGAUAAAAUUAUCAAGGUGAAUGGUACUUCAGCAUUAAGUUUAAACCACAUUGAAGUUGUCAACCUCAUCAAAUCUGGUUCUUAUGUUGCACUCACAUUACUGGGGAAAUCUCAAGGACAGAUAAAAGCUAUGGAGUCUAAAGAGAAUUCCAGUUCAAGUCACCGUAUAACUGGUCCACGCCCUGUUGAUCAUGAAAAGGAAAGGAAUAUGCGACAGCAGAGUAUUAGGACCAUAGAAAAGAUGCUUAUACUCCAGCAAGAAGAAUGUGGUAGAGCUCGUAAAAUAUAUGCUAAGUCUCCAUCAGAAAAAAACAAAGAGGAAUUAAAUGAAAAAGAACGGACUGUUAAUACUUUGGAAACUCGCCUACGACAACUGCAAAGUGAAUUUCCUAGUGACUUUGUUGAACUAGGACUUCCAGAUCUUUCUUCAGGACGGCUACCAGGGGGGUCCAAACACAUUAAGCAUGGCUCCGUUCCAGCUUCCAUCUACAAAACAAGGGAUUUAGUUGAUAUUCGGGAUAUCAAUGUGUCUCGCUCCAAGUCUGAUGCCUCAAGUAAAGCCAGCCAAGUAGUCGCUGGAGACACCCUCGGCUCCAGCCACUCCCAGCUCCCACCUGGAUAUCAGCAAAGAGACAACACCAAGGAGCGCACAUCUUUAACAGUUGGUUCACCUGACACGAGUGGUAUUUUGGAUUCACCGCAUGCUAGUCCCAGUAAUUCUCCAACACCUGUUCACCUGGCUGAUAUGAACAGUUCAAAUCCAGAUGCUGACAGAUGUGGGACUGAGGAUGGAGGCACAGCAGCAAUAAUGACCAUGGAAGAAGACGAUGAUGAUGAAGUGCCUACUGAUGAGGCCGAAAAUCGUUUGCCAUUUGGUAAUUUUGAAGAAGUAGAGAAGCGGAAUGCUUACCUUUCUAUAUUGCUGCACUAUCUUAUUUCUAAUGAUGACCCCUCAGCACUGUUUUUCUAUAUAAUAUCUGAUAUUUACUCAUCAGCUAAUGGAAGUAGUAAAGAAUUGAGAAAAUGGGCUUACGAAAUAUAUUCCACAUUUUUAAUUCAAAAUGCUCCAUUAAAAGUAACGAUUGAUGAGAAUUUAGUGAAAAUAAUUGAUGACACUUUAAUCAGUAAAACUGACAAAGAGGAAUGUCUUCGCUCUUUAUUCAAUGAUGCAAAACAUGAUGUUCGUGGUGCUGUAAACUUGAUGCUCAAUGACUUUAGGAACAAACAAAAGUUAGGGCUUGGCAAUUUUUAUGGUGUUGAUGAACUUGAACUUGACAUGGAUAAAUCUCAAGAAAUGAAAAUUAUUGAGAAUUAUCUUGUACCACAUUUAGAAAGUUUUACAGAAGAAAAAGCGAAGUGUGCAAGGGAUCAAGCACUUGGCUGGGCGCUUGCAACAUAUCUUCGUCAUAUUGGUGUUACAAAACUGUCAUAUCACAGUUCUGUUUUAGAUCGGGUUCACAGUUUUGUGAUGAAAGAACGGAAAGAAAAGGGAAUUAAACUCCCAGGGACCAAAUCAAAAACAAAGGCAUACCGCAACCAUCAGUUUGUUCCUCAACAUUAUUACCAACUGACUGAUUGUACGGUUUGUUCUAGUCCUGUGUGGGGAGUUGGUUUUCAAGGCUAUCAGUGUAGCAAUUGUGAGUGGAAUGUUCAUAAACAUUGCAUAGAAUCCAUUGAAGUCUUAUGUCCACAAGGUCGGAGAAAACGAACGUCUGGGCUGAUGGACAAAUGGGGCCGAAAACCUAGUAAUACAAAUGCACCACAUAUAAACCAAAGAAGAGAAUCAUGUAGUCCAACACAAAGUGGAAGUUCUGGUGUUUCAGGGGCUGAUGAAGAUCUCGACUCUGGUUUUCAUUCGGUAAACAGUAUUGUAAAACGAUUCGAGAAAAGUCCAGGGGAAAAUGAAGAUGAAAGACACAAGCGUGCUACUGAUUUAGGGCGUUCAGAGAGCUUAAAAGAUCGACCUGACCAGAAAGGUGAUCGACGAACUAGACGAGCUAAAAGUGAUGUGGAUAUGGAUGAAAACACUAUCAAGGUACUUAAUAACUCAGGAAGUUCAUCUACGUCUAGUCUACAUUCUGCCAGGAAAAUUAGUGACAAGUUUUUUGGGAGUUCAGACAGCCCCUGCAAUUCCAAUGAUGCUGAUAAUGAAGAUACCAUGGUGGAUGAUUCUGAUCUUGAAGUGGAACCUGAGUUACCUCAUCUUACUAAAGUGAUAUCUGAGGAUCUUUUGCGUAAAAUGAAACCAAAAGAAAAGAAACGGCAAGAAGUUAUAAAUGAACUCUUUUAUACAGAACGUGCUCAUUUGAGGAAUAUGAAAAUUCUUGAUAAGUUAUUUCGCAAACCUAUGAUGCAGCGUGAAUAUAUAUCACAAAAUCUUAUAGACUCUUUAUUCCCAAACCUAGAAGAGUUGAUAAAACUUCACAAGUCAUUGAAUGAAGAAAUGAAGACCAGGAGGAAAGAGCAUCCUGUUAUCUCUGGUGUUGGGGAUAUUUUAUUAAGGAGGUUUGAUGGUGAAGCUGGUGAACAUUUUAAAAAAAACUGUGCAAUCUUCUGUCGAAACCAAUCUUCAGCUUUAGAAUCUCUUCGGUUAAAACAGAGAAAAGACCAAAAAUUUGCACAGUUCUUAAUGGAAUCUGAAUCUAGUAUCAUGUGUCGGCGUUUACAGCUAAAAGAUCUCAUUCCAGCAGAAAUGCAACGUCUUACGAAAUACCAUCUACUUAUUGAUAAUUUACUAAAAUAUACCACAACAAGUACAGAGGAAUAUGCGAUGCUUGAAAAAAUUAACCGACUCUGCAAGCGUAUUUUAGAGUAUGUGAAUUUAGCUGUACAGGAAUGUGAAAAUAGCCACCGACUCUAUGAACUUCAGAGGCGACUAGACAAGAGACCAUUGGAAAAUAUUCCUGAAUUUGAAGAAUUUAGAAAUUUCUCCUUGACGGAUUACAAACUGAUCCAUGAGGGCUUCCUAACAUGGCAUGUCAACCAAACUCGGAAUAAGAACAUCGAUGUGCAUGUUGUAUUGUUAGAUAAAUAUUUAGUGUUUCUACAGAAACAAGAUGAUCGAUUAGUUCUUAAAUGUCACGAUACAGCUAUACUUGUAGGAGGACAAGGCACAGAUAUGCGUUGUAAAUUUACACACCGGCCUAUUUUAGACAUUGACAAAGUGUUAACACGUAAUGUUGCUACCAGUAAGUACAAAACUUUUUUUUUUUUAGAUAGAGAUGUUGUAGAACACCUUGGUCAAUUAACCGAUGAAAGAUUGAAUGUGGAGAAGGCCGAUGAGGCCCACCAACCAGAAGCACAUUUUGCUGGUCCGGAAGAUGUCAUCAUAUCUGAUGUAGCGAUUGCACGUGCUGAGUCAGUACAGUCUCCUAUUGGAGUUUUAAGAACCAUCAAGAUAUUUUCCAUUUCUUGUUUAUCUAACCAAAACUGGCACUCUUCAGAUAUCAUUACACUACAAUGUUCCUUAACACUGUAUUAUGCAGGGGAGCAGCAUCUAGAUCUUGUUCAUUCAGGGGCUUAG